Paramormyrops kingsleyae is the source of this 4545-nucleotide messenger RNA. RefSeq names its product erythroid differentiation regulatory factor 1 (gene edrf1). The record is from RefSeq and is a predicted model, not a curated record. NCBI's taxonomy places the organism in Eukaryota, Metazoa, Chordata, Actinopteri, Osteoglossiformes, Mormyridae. Gene Ontology annotation, biological process: positive regulation of DNA-templated transcription.
UUCUGCGUCGCUGAAAGAUGACGUCAUUUGUGCGUCCGGGUCAUGUAUAGAAAUUAUACAUGAGUAGCAGGUUCGCAGUUUUUCUAUUUAUUAAAAUAUAUCUGUAGCUUUGUCAUUUUUAUUCGAGCACCCGGUCCGUCUGCUUUGUGCUUCAACGUUAGCUGGCCGCUUGGCUUAGCUUUGCUGGAAGCAUGCUUAUCGCGGAAAUCAUAAAGAAUGCUAACUUGCUAGCUGGCCAAUAACCUGCCACGGAAAACUCUGGAAUUUCUUUAGCCUAUAUAGCUAGCCACGGUAGCGGCUAGCCGGGCUGUGCUGGCAGGGCUUGGAGAUGAGCGCGCCGGAGGACAGACCGCAAAUGGCCGUCUCAGUGGUGUGUGGAAGUGAAGAAGUUGACACUUUGGAGAACGGAAGACAGGAGGCAGUGAUAUGCUUGGGAAGCGAAAUAAAGAGCCGGGCGGUGGUGAAAUACUCCGCUGCCCCGCCGCCGACCACCUACGCGCUGCUGCAGGAGAAGACGGACCUGAAACUGCCCCCUGCGAACUGGCUGAGAGAGAGCUCACAGCUGGGGCCUGCAGGCACGACUGUGCUGGGCUCCAGCAGCAGGAACAAGCCCUUCUCUAGUUUUGGGAUGGCGUACGAUUUCAUAGAUUCCAUUGGGAACGACGUUGAUGUUGUGUCAGACUCAGAGAACAUCAAGAAGCUGUUGAAGAUCCCAUACAGCAAAUCCCAUGUCAGUAUGGCUGUUCAUCGUGUGGGACGGACACUUCUUCUCGAUGAGCUAGACAUUCAGGAGCUGUUUAUGAGAUCCUCCCAGACAGGUGACUGGACAUGGUUAAAGGAGUUUUAUCAGCGAUUGGUAGAUCAAAAAUGGGAAAGAAAAAAGAAGAGUAAGGAGCACUGGUACCAAAAGGCCAUUUUGUCCAAAUUCCUGUAUUAUAGCAUUAAUGGCGAUGCUACUGCGGAGCCCGUUCCGGCCCACUCGGGCAGCCAUGAUGAGGAGGUCAAGGAGUGCGGACCUGGACCGUCCUGGCCAGCAACCUUCACCAGCUCUUCUGAUUCAGAGACACCCACCACUCCCAAAGAGGAGAACGUUUCUAUGGAGAACAAGUAUGCCUUGGGUCAUGUGGCCUCUGUUACUAAAGAGCAGAACCUUCCCACACUUUUUAAUGAAGGGGAAAACAGUCAGGGUCUGCGGAAUGACUUUGCCCGAAACAUUUUGUGGACAUUUGAAGACAUUCAUAUGCUGGUGGGGUCAAACAUGCCUAUCUUUGGUGGGGGGCGAUAUCCAGCUGUCAGCCUGCGUCUCAGGGAUAACAAUAAGCCAAUUAAUGUUCUGACUGGUAUAGACUAUUGGCUGGACAAUCUGAUGUGUAAUGUCCCAGAACUUGUCAUGUGCUUUCACGUCAACGGCAUAGUACAGAAAUAUGAGAUGAUAAAAACCGAAGACAUCCCACAUCUGGAAAACUCCACAUUUUCCACCAGGGUUGUGAAAGACAUUGCCCAGAACAUUCUUUCAUUUCUCAAAUCCAAUUGUGCCAAAGAAGGUCAUACAUAUUGGCUCUUUAAAGCCAGUGGGAGUGACAUUGUGAAGCUGUAUGAUCUCACCACAUUGUGUGAGGAAGCGGCAGAGGAGAAAUGCCAGAACCCUUUUACUCUGCCUGUGGCUGUUCUGCUUUACAAAGUGGCCAGCAACAUGAUGAAGAAGAACCAGAACAGGAAACACUAUGGUACAAUUAGAACUCUCCUUCUGAACUGUAUUAAAUUGUUGGACCAGGGAAGACAUCCUCAGAUCAUUGCCUCUGCCAACUACAUGCUAUCUGAACUUUUUCAACUUGACGAGUCCCCUGAGGAGAUCAGUGCGGAGUCGUUUCGGGGAGGUGGCUCGGAGGACAGCUACAGCGAAGAGGAGGACGAAGAGGAACUGCCGGAAGACAGCGAUGAGAAUAGCUCCUAUAGCACCUGCUCCGACCCGCCGGAUAUUAGUAGGGCUGUGGCUGUGAUUAAAUCGGUGGUUGAACUCUCAGUUCCAGAGAAGUACAAGUACACUGACCAGAUCCGACCAAACUAUGCAUUCCCAUUCUCCCAUGACAAGGAAGAGCGAUGUCGCCAUGUUCUUAGCUAUGUGCUAAAGGGCUUGAAAGCAGUAGACAGCAGUAUUAAGAAGGAGAGUGAUCUACCUGCAGCCGACCCAAAUACCCCUAUUCCUCUGAAGUAUGAGGAGGGGAGUGACAGCACAGGGCAGAAUGCUGUAGAAAAAGAGAUCUCCCUUCUCCUGGAUAGAGGUCCUUACCAGGAGGACAUCAAACACCCGACACGUUCUGGCAUGAUUCCGGGCUCUUGGCAGCAUCGAAUGAAGCUCCAGCUUUUCCUGAAGGCCUCAAAGGCUUAUUAUGUCCUUUCGGAAGCGGCCACCAACCUGCUGAAAUACGGCCGGGCCCUGCGCUACAUCAAACUGGCCCUGCAGUGUCACGAUGCCUACUGCUCUGUGAGCAGCAGUUUACAUCCAGAGGUGCUGCUCUUCCACAGCCAGUGCUUGUCCCUGUGUGGUGACAUCCAGCUGAUGCUGGCUCAGAAUGCCAGCAGCCGUGCUGCUUAUUUGGAGGAGUACAACUAUCAGACCAAGGAGGACCAGGAGAUUCUGCACAGCUUGCAUCGCGAGUGCAGCUGCCAAGCUUUUAAUAUGGCCACGGAUCUGGCCAUGGACCCGGAAUAUCAGCUGUUUGUCAGCUGUAAGUGCUACGAGGCAGCAUUUGAGCUUCUUACCUCAAGCAACCUGAAGACUCAACGCCCGAAUCAACUGGCCCAGGUCCUUAAGAGGCUCGGCAACAUCCGCAAUGAGAUGGGCGUCUUCUACAUGAACCAGGCGGCGGCCAUGCAGACUGAGAAGGAAGUGAAACUGUCCGUGUCAGCAGCCGAGCAGGAGAUGUGGAAGAAGAGCUUCUCCUUCUUCGAGAAGGGCUUAAAGGACUUUGAAGCCAUCGAUGAUAGCACCAACGUGGCACUUCUCCUCUGCAACACUGGCCGACUGAUGCGCAUUUGUGCUCAGGCUCACUGUGCCGUCUCUACAGAUGUUAGCCGUGGUGAAUUCUCCCCAGAGGAGGCGCUGUACUACAACAAGGGCAUCGAUUAUUACCUGAAAGCCAUGAAGUCCCUGGGCACCAGGGAAGGUCAUGAAGCUGUGUGGGACUCCGUCAACUGGGAGCUUUCGACUACGUACUUCACCUUGGCCACCCUGCUGCAGGACUAUGCCCCUUUGUCAAGAAAGGCCCAAGAGCAGAUUGAAAGGGAGGUGACAGAGGCCAUGAUGAAGUCCCUCAAGUACUGUGACCUGCAGACUGAGUCGGCUCGCCAGCCGCUGUACCAGUACCGGGCUGCCACCAUUCACCACCGACUGGCCUCCAUGUACCACAGCUGCUUCCGGAACCAGGUGGGGAACGAGCACUUGAGGAAGCAGCACCGCACCCUGGCUGAGCUCCACUAUGGCAAAGCUGUACAGCUGUUCCUCAGCCUGAGGGACGCCCCCUGUGAGCUUCUGCGGGUCCAGCUGGAGAGGGUGGCUUUCGCGGAGUUCCAGAUGGCAGGACAGAACAGCACUUCCUCAAAAAUGAAGACUCUCUCAGGAGCUCUGGAGAUCAUGAUAGAGACACGUCAUGCCUUCCAGCUCAUCCACAAAGACCUGCUAGAUGAAGGCAAAGUGACUAUAGUGGGGGAUGGCAGUGAGACCCCGGGGCCCGAAAGCUCCGCCUCCGCUGGCAUCAGCACACAGGAAGUGCAGAAGCUGAUCGGUGUCUUUGAGCCUAGCUUUUCUUUUCUCCUGCUUCACUUGGUGAAGCUGAUGACAACCAGCAAGCGUAAGCCCAGUGGUACCAAAGAGGAAGAAGCAGUGAAGAUAUACAAGCAGAUAUACUCCAGGCUUCUUCGUGCUGACAAGGCAUCUCCACUCGUCCACCGGGUGGCGCUAUACCUCGAGCUGCUCGAACAGCUCAGCCAUCAGUCUGACUGUAAUGACAAUGUAUCAUCACCAUGAAGGGGACCAUGACCACCUGGCGGUCCAUCCAUCCGAGGUCCUGCUAUUCUGUACACACUCAAUUUAAAAAUGAUACACACAGACAUACACACUUCACCUUCACCUGCAGUGCCUUGUGCAGACUGUCUGCAAUUGUAUAAUAAGUCUAAUGCUGUAUGCCCUUGUUAACUGUAGGGGUGAAAAAUCAGUAUCUGCUUUUUUGUAAAGCUGACUUUAAAGGGAACAUUUUUCUUUCUCUGAUCUACCUGAAUCUAUGGAAACUGCACUGCAACGAGACACGGCAUGCAGUGUACAGAAUAACGUAAUCUGAAUGUUUGAAUUGUCAUAGACCCUAAAGCUUCUGUUGAAAACCAAUAUUUAUUACAAAUCUGUCUUUUUUUUUUUUUUUUUUUUUUUUAAAUGUGCAAUAGUCAGGACUGUUCUAUGCAAAUAUUCCUGAUGGAUUUGUUUCAGUCAUAGUGUUGUUUGUAUGCUGGUAGGCUGUUAAUUUCAAAUAAAAGUCUGAAUGUGAUUUGUUA